Molecule: messenger RNA, 4973 nt
Organism: Lytechinus variegatus (green sea urchin)
Lineage: Eukaryota; Metazoa; Echinodermata; Echinoidea; Temnopleuroida; Toxopneustidae
Exons: 6
Coding region: 153-2909 (918 amino acids)
Molecular function (GO): protein binding
Source: RefSeq, a predicted model, not a curated record
UCGUGUAUAACGUAUUCAAAGACAGAGUCCGACAGAUGUUGUCGACCUAGAAAAUGACAGACAUUUAGCAGAAAUGUAGCUUCUUUAUCGUGAGUUAUCGUGUGAAAUAGUUAAGAUAAUAUCUAAGCUAAUGAAACUAUGUACAUUUUUGUAUGAAAUCGUCUCCCAUCAUGACAAUGCAGCUGUCAUUUUAUGUCGCGUUUGCUGUUGUUGUUGUGAGCGUGUGUGUCAAUCGGGUGACGGGUUACUUGCCCGUGGAUGCAUAUGACAAUGGUCAUGUUGGGAAGAAAGGCAGCCCAAGAUACGCAGACUAUGGUCUCCUUGAUGCCCCUCCAUCAAGUUGCACAAGGGAAGCUGACUAUGAAAUCAGCCAAAAUUAUAUUAUAAGAACAAAAGACUCCAAACAAAAUGGUGCAAACUUUGUCGCUGCCUUAUCGGUGAGAACAUUCGAUGUGUGUUUGGAGCAGUGCUGUUUGAAAGAAAAUUGUGACACAACCAUUUUUGUUGGGGAAGCAUACAGGAGCGAGGAAACAAACUGCUUUCUUUUUGUAUGCAGACCGGAAGGAAAGUAUGGGGAUAAUCGAUGCUUGUUCACGUAUCAUCUGGGAUAUAUUAGUAGUAUGAAGAAAGCAUUGGGAGGAUUCCAAGGAUAUGCACCAGAUCCAAUUACAACAGCAAUACCUGUUCAACAAAUAGAAACAACAACAAAGCCAACACCACCACCUAAACAGUUUCCACCAAUUGAACCAGUUUCAAACUGCCCAGAAGGUUAUUUUGAGUGUGAUUCUGGUCAGUGUAUUAAUGAACUGUACAUCUGUAAUUCUGUGCUGGAUUGUGAUGAUGGUACUGAUGAAUAUGGCUGUAAUCCACAAGAACCACCUCCAGCAGAAAAGACCAAUGCUGAUCAAGACACGUUUACAGAAGACCAGAAACUACCCCAGUCUCAUCUUAUCCCUCCUACUAAUCCACCUAACAUACCCAAUAAAUAUUUUGCUGAUGCUGAGCCUGGGCCAUCUAUCAAAGGAGAAGCUGAUCAGACUUUGGCUGACCAGCUGAAUGACCAAUCACCAUUAGAGAAUGUUGACAAGAGUACGAGUAGCAUGCAAGAUCCAAACCAGAAUAAUCGAGAGAAGGAACUUUCUGACAUGAAGCUCAGAGUGCAGGAUGAAAGCAGGGGAAGAUUGCCAGAAGUAUUAGAUAACCAAGAACCUGAUGAGGAUGAGAAUCAAGACCAGUUUCCCGAGCUGGAGUGCCAUGGUACCACAUGCUUUGAAAUCCAGCCAGAUGGAGGAAAGACUAGGUUUGGGGGCAUCCUUGAUGAAGAACAAGAUGAAGAGGUAGAAAGAGAAAGGGUGGAUGAAAAAGAAAAUCUUAAACCCAGGCCAGAAAACCAACAAAAGAGCCCUGUGGAUACACACCAAAGAAAUCUUGAGAGAGAAGAAUACCAGACAGGGGAUUUGAGAGACGACGAUGAGAACUAUCAAGGUCCUCAGCGGGCAAAGUUGCCGGAUUACAAAGAGGAUGCUGCAAAGUUCUUGUAUGACAAGAGUACAGGAGAAUACAGACUGGAUGAGGAUGAAAGUAACACAAAAUAUGACGUCAGUGGCAAAGGUGAUGAAACAGAUCAGCAGAGAGAUGAUGAGGGAAAAGGUGGCAGAUAUUUAGAUGACAAGCAUCUGUCAGAUGUCGAAGACAGGGAUGCCUCUGAGCAGAGAGGGCUGGACUAUGAUCCGAUUGAUAGGAAGAUAAUUAGUGAUCAUGAUGUGGGUAUGAAGCAUCCAGCUGAUGUCCAAUCAACCAGAAAUGAUGCCCAUGGAGAUGGAGACGCUGACAGACAGGAUAGACCUCCUCUUCGAGAUGGUAACAAAAACCGAGGAUUCUCAAACAAUCCUCUCAAACCUCGUCCACCAACCCAGCCACCUGUAAGGCAAGGCAUCUCAAAUUCUGAACCACAUCUGGGAGCAGGAUAUGGCUACAAUAGUGACUACUACAGCUAUUACUAUCAGCCUUAUGGACAAACCCAAGAUCGUUACAGGUCCCAGCAAACACAGAAUAGCAAAUGGCAGUUUGACAGGAGUAGGCAGGACUCGUAUGGUGGUAGACACUCACAGGUUGCUUCUAACUACCAGUCAAAGAACAACCCCCACAGAGUACCUGAGACCCAAUAUGAUGACCGAAGCCGGUAUGGAACAAACACAGAUGUGUACAGCAACAACAGAUACCACAAAGUAUCAGACAUGACUUCAGAUCAUAGAAAAAACCAGAGACCGGUUGAUGAUGUGCAGACAAGGCCUCGGUACAACAGCCUGUGGAAUACCUGGCCUUACGACUACUCCAGCAGUGUCAUUCCCGAGAAUGAUCUUUCGUUGAAGAACAUCGACAGGGAUCGCCAGUAUGAGAUGUCCUCCUCAAAGAGUAGAAACCGUCUCAAAGGGCACAAGCUUAAUGGUAUAGCUGCUGAUGACAAUGCUCUGGCACCCCCUAAAUCUAACCCCACUUCCACCACCACAACCCUUUCCUCUAUCCAUCUAGCUGUUGUAACCCAAGCCCCGGUUCCUAUUGAUGAGAAUGCACCACAAUCUGUAGAAGUUGUGACAGUGGUGGCUCCGCCCAAUGAAGCAGUGACUGAUGGGAAAGCUCAGGAUGAUGGGAAGGCGAAUGAAACUAAUGUGCUAACACAACAGGACAGUCCCAAUGUACCUGAGAUGGUUCCAGAGUCCCAUGGAGGAAGCGGGAUGCCCCCAGCCAGUAGCGCUAUCUUACCCCUGGUCAUCGGCCUGGUCAUCACCGUCUGUCUUCUCAUGAUGGUUGGAUGUCGUCUGCGCUACAUGAAUCAAAGGCUGCGUUACGGACGUCUCAAGACCAGUGCACACGAUGCGGACUACCUUAUCAAUGGAAUGUACCUUUGAUAGCAGAAUGCGGAGUAGCAGAGUAGAGGGCUUCAAGUGCCCCUUUCUGUACUGUGUACUAAUAUGAUAUCAUUGUCUUUGCCAUCCUGGAGUAUCCUGGGGUCAAGAUGGCAAAGAGGUAUUUGAAAAGUGAAAAUAGUCCAAUAUUUCUUGUGUAGUGACAAAGGUGUUGCUUUUGCAAUACCAUGUACGUUGCUGGGAAUGCACACCCAUAAAACCAAUCUUGACGUAUUAAGAGCAGUCCCAAUGGGUACAGAAAUUUGAGAUCAGAAAUUUACCCAGGAGGUUGCUCUUAAAGUUUUAUAGUACUACCAAAUGUACCUUACUGCAAAUUGAUUUUAUUAUUUCUUGAUGCAGUACAGGUAACAAAACACCUUUUGAUUUGAGUACUAUUAACUAUCAUUUUGUUAAUUUGUUUUGAACAUAAUACAUUCAGGUAUUCAUGUAUUUAACCUAAAACAACCAUCAUGUAAUGUGGAUUGUUGAAGGAAUUGAUGUUCUUAUGUUAUUAAAUCUGUUUUUGUUGUAUUGGAUGAAUUCAAUAUUUACGCUUCUAACUUCUAUCCAAAAGCACAGUAGAUGACUGCCAGUUUGACAACUACAUGUACAAAUGUAACUACUUACAUGUAUGUCAACAGAUCUAUUAUCACAUUGCAAAUGUUAUGUGCAUAGUUGAGGUUGCACUGCUUUGAUCUUUUCAACUUUUAAAUUGUCAAGAGUAAGAGAAAAAAAAUUCUGUCCAUGUGUUUAGAAAUAGAAUACUGAUUUAUGUGUUUUUUUAAUCAAAUGAAAUAAAUAUGUAGAGAAAAAUGGUUUUAUUGAGCAUUAACUGUAUUAGAGCAGAUUCCCUCGAUCUGUGUACAGUAUGCAUUCAGUUCUAGCUAUGGUUAUUUACUUCUUUUCUACUGCUUUUAAUAAUAAGGUGUUUAUAAUUAUUCAUUGGUGUACAGUUACCAGUGGUUUCGUGAAAAUGGACCAUUUUUCAAUCUAGUGUACUAGUCGUACUAGUCUUCAAGUAAAUGUCAAGUGUUGUGUUGCCCAGUAAUAUACCACCAUUUGCUUAUGUUCAUUUGUGUACUUUGUCACUGGAAUUUAAAUCAUCAUCGAAAUAUACACCUUUCUACUAAUUCAUCUACAAUGAAUAGGCUCUAAUGGGGGCAUUAUAUCCUAUUUUCUUUAAGGACAAAUAAACUACUUUUUCAUGGAAGAAAAAACAAAACAUAUGUGUUGUGAAAUGUACAAAAAUUAGAAAUCAAUGAUCUUGACAUGAGAGUUGAUACAAAUAGGCAAAAUAUUCUCACUGAGCUUGGUUAUGACUGUUAUCUUCAUUACCAGGUCCCUUAGAGAGGAUCCAAACUCUGAGUUAUCUAGGUAAUUACAUGUAAGUCACAAGCGAUUGUGUUUAGUAUCUGGCUUAUAUUUAGGGAGUAAACCUUCAAGUUAAAGCUGUGUUUAUAUAAAGUAUGGCAUGAAGUCAAUGUUGGAGUAUUGAUAUCGUGGGUAUCAUUAACACACAUGUUAAGUUAACUAUAUUACAUCUGUUCUUUGAGAGUACAUGUAUGUGUAGGAAGAACUCAAUAUUACAUGCCCUAUUAGAUGAUUAUUCUGUACUCUGAUAUAAAGUCAAAUCUACUAUUACGUACUGUAUUUACGAUGACAUACUUUAUACUCAUUGUUUUUAGUGUUUAUGGUGUCUAUUGGUGUAUUUUGUAUUCACGAUCAAUUUACCUGUAUAAAACUGUUUAUUUAUAUCUUAUGCACAAAAUGUCAUGUUGGUAAAUUAUUUAUAAUGAAAACCAGAAUGAUCUUUCCAUACCAUUCCGGAUCCGUUUUUCUUCAAUAUCUUUUGUACUUGUAAGUUGCUGAUUUAUUUAUGAUUUUUAUUUGAUCAAGUCCUAAAGUUCUAAGUUAUUUUUGGCUGACAUUAUUCGAUGGGAAUGUGCAUUAAAUUAAUUCAUUUUAUUCAGAAAUUCUUUCAUUUCAUGUUUUUUAGAUGUCUUUCAUGAUUCUAGUGGUGUAUCAAAGGGGGGGGGGGGAAUUGCUGUGUGCACCACUAAUUGGAGG